Vespa mandarinia (Asian giant hornet) is the source of this 1782-nucleotide messenger RNA. RefSeq names its product protein interacting with PRKCA 1 (gene PICK1). Gene Ontology annotation, molecular function: protein domain specific binding; protein kinase C binding; phospholipid binding. The record is from RefSeq and is a predicted model, not a curated record. Gene Ontology annotation, cellular component: postsynaptic density; trans-Golgi network membrane; postsynaptic early endosome. Gene Ontology annotation, biological process: positive regulation of receptor internalization; receptor clustering; dendritic spine maintenance. Lineage: Eukaryota; Metazoa; Arthropoda; Insecta; Hymenoptera; Vespidae.
UUUUCUUUUGACGAGUAUCAUGAGUGAAUAUGACGUCAUCAAAUUUCCAGAUGGCGAUCAAAGCUUUUGUAUUUGACAUUUAAGUCUUUAUUGUAUACUAACAUUUGUUUGACAGACAUCUAACUUAUUUUAGUUUCAAUGUGCUUCCUUUUUCUUAUAACAUGCAUGCUCUGAUGCCACGGUGCGGUGGAACAGCUUAUUGGAUAAUUCAUUAAUAUCUCAUGGCAAUGCUUCAGUUAAUAAUUCAAGUGGAUUAAUCAAGGAUAAAAUUCCUGGUUCUGUAACCACCGUGCCACCAGCUAUUGUUGAAUUGCAUCAAUUAGCCAUGAUGGAAGACCGCAUGUAUGCACUAGUACUUUUAUAUAUAUUCUUUUUUAUGUUUGUAAAAAAAUCUUUUUGCACAUUUUGCUUAUAUAUCAUCGCUUAAUUUCUUCUCUGCUAUUAUUUGCUCUUGUGGAAUACAGACCAGAUGUAGAAUUGGUCGCACAAGAUCAAUCUAUACCACAGCUUCCCAAUAUUCAACUGGGUAUGACUAUUACUUCUGGAAAUGUAGUAAUACAAAAAGAUAACAACAACCUCAUUGGUAUCAGUAUUGGUGGUGGAUCUCCUCUUUGUCCUUGUCUAUAUAUUAUACAAAUCUUUGACAAUACACCUGCUGCAUUGGAUGGUACUCUUCAAUCUGGGGAUGAACUAGUAGCUGUAAAUGGGGUCUCUGUAAGGGGUAAAACAAAAGUAGAAGUUGCAAAAAUGAUACAGUCUUGUGAUUCCCAAAUUAGCAUUAAUUACAAUAAAUUGCAUGCUGAUCCUAAGCAAGGACGUACUCUUGACAUUGCUUUGAAAAAGGUUAAACAUCGAUUAGUAGAAGGGAUGGGUAGUGCAACUGCUGAUGCACUUGGUUUAUCGCGUGCUAUUCUUUGCAAUGAUGCUCUUGUUCAAAGACUAAAUGCUCUGCAACGUACAGAAAAUUUAUAUAGGGGAUUAGUUUCUCAUGCGAAAGCAACAUUACAUACCUUUUUUGAUCUCACUCAAAUUUACAAAGUAUUCGGAGAUACUUUCGCAGCGAUAGGUGUUAGAGAGCCACAGCCACGUGCUAGUGAAGCAUUUAGACAAUUCGGAGAACAACAUAGACAAAUGGAAAAAUUUGGAGUGACUAUGUUAAAAACGCUGAAACCUAUAUUAAAUGAUUUAGGCACAUACCUUCAUAAAGCAAUACCAGAUACACGUUUAACGAUAAGCAAAUAUGCAGAUGCAAAAUUCGAAUAUCUUUCGUAUUGCUUGAAAGUUAAAGAAUUAGAUGACGAAGAACAAAGUUAUGCAGUAUUACAGGAACCUCUUUAUCGCGUUGAAACUGGAAAUUAUGAGUAUCGAUUGGUUCUACGAUGUCGACAAGAAGCUCGUGCUAAAUUUGCAAAAUUAAGAGCAGAUGUGCUCGUUAAAUUAGAACUGCUCGAUAAUAAACAUGUUCAAGAUGUCGUAUGGCAAUUACAAAAAUUUGCAUCUGGGUUAGCAAAAUAUUACGCUAAUAGCGCAGAUUUAUUAUCGGCAGUAACAUUAUUCCCUGUAGAAGUUGACUUAUCCCAUUCCGCGUUUCAAUAUAAAUCGACUGGUCCUCAGUCAGUACAAGAUAACGAAGAUAUUGAUGAGUUUGAGCCAGAACAAAAACAAGAAGUCAAGGAAGAAGUUCUCAUAGAUACACAAAAUCCACCAUUAAUAUGGAUGGACGGAAAUAAUAUGUAGCGAUAUGUACCAAAAGACAAUUAAAUGAGUACUUUUGAACUUUUA